GGUUUUUUUUUAUACUUUUUGCCUUUCAUAACACACAUCUCAUGGAUAUAAAACCAAAGUAAAGGAUUAAUGCAUUGAUAGGCGAUUCUAAAUCACAUCCUGAUGGUUCACCUGGAGAUUUUGGUAAAAGCCUCGAAAUGAGCCCUCGAAGUAUGUAUGUUGGUAAUAUUAAAGAAAGGAUCUGUCAUGCACUUAGAUGCAUUUUGUCAAUGGGAAAUUUCAUCUUAAUUCAAUUUUGGGCACCCGUGGAGGUAAAUAGUUAGUGUGUACUUGCAACUAGUGGGCAACCAUUUGCUGUUGGUGAUUCCACGAAUUCGGGGCUUAUUAGGUAUAGGGCGAUUUCUCUGAAGUAUCGCUACUCUGUUGAUGGUGUGAAUGAUGGAUGCAUUGGGCUUCCUGGACGUGCAGUGGCGGAUCUACAUAGGUCCAGGGAGUUCGGAAAAUUCCCGGAGUGGACUCCGAAUGUCCAAUAUUACUCGAGCAAAGAAUUUCCACAGUUAGAUCAUGCUUUAAACUACAAUAUUCGUGGAACCUUCGCUCUUCCGGUGUUUGAAAGAGAGAACUGCGUUGGUGUUCUUGAGCUCGUAAUGACAUCACAGAAGAUCAAUUAUGCACCAGACUUUGACAAAGUCUGCAAAGCAUUAGAGGUCACUGUUCAAUCAGUGUUGUUGAAAUCAUGGAAUUAAAGUUUCUCCCAAUAUUUUUCAUGUCGUUGAUGUCCAUAUAUAGUCACUAAGAAAUGAUCUUUUGCAGGCAACCAACCUGAAAAGCACGGGAACAUUUGAUCAUCAAGAUACAUGGAAUUACAAUGAAGACUUCAACAUUUCCUAGUCAGAAAUCCUCGAACUGCUUUAUGCAGUGUGGGAAACUCAUAAGUUACCUUUGGCUCAGACCUGGCUUCCUCAAAGGCAUCAAAAUGGUAUGAUUUGCGGCAAGAGAUUCAGUGUACUAACCUGUGUUCCUAGUCUUGCAUUUUAUGCAACAGAUGCUAGUAUGUGGAGUUUCCGAGAGGCUUGCUUGGAACAUCACUUACAGGAUGAACAAGGGCUUCCCGGUAGAGCAUUUUCCUCUCUUAAUGCAUGUUUCUGUGUAGAUAUAACCCUAUUCCGCAAAAGUGAUUAUCCCUUGGUACUCUAUGUGCGAAUGUUUGGGUUGCAGAGCAGUCUUACUAUUCCUGUAUGUAGUAAUCACUCUGAAAAGGACACCUAUGCUCUAGAAUUCUUCCUGCCUCACAGCAGUACAGACCACAAAAUCCAAUUGCAAAUCACGGCUUCUAUACUGGCGACAACAAUGGAAAUCUUGCAGAAUUCUAAGGUUAUUCAAUGGAUAGAACCCAAAGUAGGACAUUUUAAAAUUAUUGAUUUGUCUAUUGGCAAAAAGCUUCGUUUCUCACCAGUACCAGAACUAAAAUCCCAAACAAUGGAAACUACACAUGGACUGGAAACCUCACAAAGUGGACUUGUGUCAAAAGAACAAGAUUUUUCCCUGCAGCAAAGGUCAGAAUGUGAUGUUGCAUUACUUAAAGUGAGUGAUGCUAUCGCAGAAAACAUUACAUUCUCAACUUUUGAAAAAGACGGAAAGAUGACGUUACAGUUUCUUAAGCAACUUUUUGGAAAAAAUCUCAAUGAUGCUGCCAAUUGCCUUGGAAAUCUCAACUUCCGUUCUCAUCACUGUUGGAAGAACUGGAAAACAAGGUAGCUGAUAGGCUAAAGUUGAAGAUUGGAACUUUUCGUAUUCAGUAUCAGGAUGCAGAUGAUGACUGGAUAAUCAUAGCUUGUAACGAUGAUUUGGAAAGUUGUCUAAGGGAACGGAGAUUAUUGGGUGCAAAAGCAAUCAAAAUGCUGGUAGAAAGCAUAGAUAUGUAAAGUUUAACUGACGUUCUGAAUGUGAUUUUGUGUUUAAACUUAUGCUUUGGGUAAUUCAAUAAUCAUUUAAAGCAGUAUUUUCAUAUUAACUUUGUUCGGUUUGACUUCCAAUAGUUCUCUUCCAUAUUGCACCUAAUUCAUCAUGAAAUGAUUGUUCAGAUGAUGAUGUCAAUGGUGCAGCUGUUUAAGUAGAAUUAUUAACGGGAUGAUGAUGUCAAUGGUGCAGCUGUUUAAGUAGAAUUAUUAACGGCGAGUAUUCUUAUUGUCAGUUAAAACUCCAGUUUGUGCUUUACCCUUGAGUUUGUUCCACCUGCUGGUGCUAUCAAGUUGGUUUCUGUUCAUUAAGAUGGAAACCCCUAGUAGUGGCGGACGAAAGAGGAAGAGCAUUUAGCUCUUCUUUAGAUUGGGGUUGCUUAUUGCAUUUGGUUUAUUGAAAUGACAGAGGAUGAUCUUGUCGUUGAUGAUAUAGAAAUUGAUGUUCUAGAUAUGGCUGAUGAGACCUACAUUGGUCGUACUACUUUCGCUAGAGCAAGUUUCUUCUCAAAAUUGAGCAUGAGCACCACUAUCUUGGACUGGAAUGGCUGCCUCUUGUUUGCUCAGCUACUAACGAUGAACUCCAUGUAUUGGCAUUAGACGAUCAUACAAAGUAGAAAUGAGCUGAAACAAAGCGCAUCAUCAAGCUGCAAUUCUUGACACCAUCAAUGGAUCUCAAGCUAAUAACAUUUCACGCUUGCGCUGACAAUUGUUUUUUGCUCUUUCUGUGGCAGGACGACAAGGGCAAGGACACAAGAUCCGUAUGCAAGUAUGACAUUUACACGAAGGAGUUGUGGAUUUCUAAAUUGCUAGUAACCAGCCGCAUCAGGACUAAUGCUGAAUUGGUUGCACUUACAGUUGCUAGAUUUCCCUUCUUCAAGGUAGGCUUGUAGUAUUUUUGAAUGAGGUGACUAAUUCUGAACUGGUAUACUUUUGGUUUCUUAGUUGAACCUCCAUUUCAUGUUCUACUGCAGACAAGUUCUCGUAGAGAAUGCUUUUCUAAGUUGUGUGUAUAUUGUCCGAUUGUAUUGUUUUGUUGUCAUUUCCUUUCUAUUACUAUCUACUAUUUUGGUUAUUAUAUCUGUUGUUUCUUGUACUUCCAUUACUUCUUUUUCGGGAUUUUUGUGGACUGUUUUUUUUUUUUUGAGACAAGGGUCUAGCAAAAAUAACCUUUCUACCUCUAAGAUAGGGUUAAGGUCUACGUACAAUCUACCCUCCACCCUCCCCAGAAGACACUUUUUUAGUUGUAGCUAUUGCAUUUCUAGUUGAAUAGACAAACACCAGUUGAUUCCUUUAGAUGAGUCAUAUCACCAAAGGUUUUAGUCAAAACAAGCUUCACAUGGCCAGCAGCAGCACAAUGCAAAGAGGGUUACAUAAAACAAAGAAACAGAACUAUAUAUGAACCUAAAAAAUGGUCGAGCCGAUUUUCUAAAAAAUGGCUUUAUCCCAUUCAAUCUCCACUUUCUCCCAAUUCGGUACGAAAUUUUCAUUCUUCUUUAGCCAAAAAAGUGAUGAAAAGUAAACGAUUUGAAGAUAAAAAUAGCAUGGUAAGGCGGAUGUGAAUGUCAAUUUCAACAUUUGAAAGUCAAUUUUCUAAAAUGAGGUAGAUAGCAUAGGUGAACAAUAUAAAAUUUAAAAAGUGUUUACAUUUAAACACAAGGCCAACUUAGCCUAGUGGUCUUGCGUUUGACUCUAGAAAAUUGUUUUUUUCCCUCAAGUACAAGGGUUCAAUCCUAGAGGGGCACGCAGUAAGACUUUUUCUUGACUAACUUUUUUACUUAAUUUUGAUACUUUCUUUUAUAGAAAAUUACGAAUAAAAGGAAAAACGGGCGAAACGGCGAGAAAGAACCAUU
This is a messenger RNA of Capsicum annuum, 3751 nucleotides long. RefSeq names its product protein NLP6-like. NCBI's taxonomy places the organism in Eukaryota, Viridiplantae, Streptophyta, Magnoliopsida, Solanales, Solanaceae. Bases 922 to 1698 code for a protein of 258 amino acids. The record is from RefSeq and is a predicted model, not a curated record. Gene Ontology annotation, molecular function: DNA-binding transcription factor activity. The transcript has 2 exons.